Molecule: messenger RNA, 1308 nt
Organism: Rodentolepis nana
Lineage: Eukaryota; Metazoa; Platyhelminthes; Cestoda; Cyclophyllidea; Hymenolepididae
Source: the annotation of a GenBank genome assembly
AUGGCUGGGGGUUUAUCUAAUGAAGUCAGUUAUGAAAGUAUAUUAGCUCGUACGUCAGAUUACAACAGGAGGUUAAUUACUGACAAGCAAAGUCGUCUUCCAUUUUUGGAUAAUGCGACCGGCAUAGCUCAGAGGCCCUGUCAAUUACAACGGAAGGACGAAGAACGCUACCUCAGUCCCCUUAAUAACAAAGUCUUCACAUAUUGUGCCCACAAAUGGAAAAAGACAAAAAAGAACACCCUCUCUCAUAGUUCGGUGGUUCGGUCUGUGGAUCAGUUUAAUAAUAAUGCCAGAGCGGCCCAAGACGCACUUUGGCGUGAAUUGGACGAUGAGGACAGUCGUAGUACAUGGGCUACAAAUCCCGUUUACGAUGUUGACUCAGAAGGGAGUGAGCAAGCUGAUGAAACCUAUGGUGGCCGACGAAAAAGACGGAAAACGAGGGGUCCUCGGUCGUCAAAACUAAACGUGAGUCAAAUAUCAACCCCGGCCAGCGGUCGAAGACGAGCGGCUACUAACUCCUACUAUUCAAGUUACACCAACGGUAAUUCAAUUUAUGAAGAGGACUCCAAUGAGAAAUAUCCUACUGCGCAGUUUGUUUGCGAAGUAUGUGGUGGUCGAUAUAAGACUAAAACUGGUCUAAAUUAUCAUUAUAACUCUCAGCAUUCUGGAAUUACAUCUCAGCCUAAGAAGACUUUACAAGUUGGAACUCCGAAAGCUGUUAAUAAUAAUGGCCAAUCUCUUCCCCAUACUUCGGUCAAUACAGGUCUUCUUUCUGCACUAAUUGAAAAUACCUCGGAUAGGACACCAGUUACGUAUAAUAGCAAUACAAGGAAUAUCCCUAGUACUAUCCUCGAAGUUGGAAAGCCCCGUCCAUCUGAAGCACUUGCCGAGGAUGGUGAGCCGCUGGUGUGUGACUACUGCGGUCAUGAUGAACGCCUCAACCCUAAGAAACCUGGCGGUGAAGGACCCGAACCUCUCCUCUGUUGCUCAGACUGCACUCGUCGAGCGCACUUCUCCUGUCUCCAAUUUGUGCCCAAUAUGAUCACCUCAGUGCACGGCUAUCGGUGGCAGUGCAUUGAGUGCAAAACCUGCUGGCUUUGUGGAACUUCGGAGAAUGAUGAAGAGAUGUUAUUCUGCGAUGACUGCGAUCGAGGUUACCACAUGUUUUGUCUUCGUCCUCCACUCACUCAGCCACCCGAGGGCUCGUGGAGUUGUGCUCUCUGUCUAGAACGUUUCAAGGAGGCUGCUGCUUCCAAUGUGAACGCCUCCGCCAAUUCAAAUACUGUUGCCAAACCGCCCGCCUCCUAG